CAAGCGCUUACAGGUCAUAGACGAUCAUUCUCUACGCGAGCCCUACAGAUCUCUGUAUCUUGCUCCCUGCCGCGUCUGCCUUUUGUGGUUGAGGGACGCCAAGGCCAUGGAACCGAACGUGCACCUUGGCAUCUGGACCUCGACGUCGCACGCGUGCUACCCCGGCCUAAUCGCGCUGGUGGGAUCGCUCACGGGAGAUGUCUGGCCUAUUUUCAGCAACGCAGAGUGCCGUUUUGGGGGUGCCGGAAGUAUUUGGCCCGCCAUCCUUUUUCGGGAUUUGAUGAUUUGGGGAAAGCUGGGGUAGACGAGUAGGGGGAAUUGAGAUGUUGGGGGUCCUUCGUGAAGUGCAAUAAGAUUCCCAUCGUGCCCGUGCGGUUCGAGGGGAUGGGCUUUGUUCUCUCUCGUCCAUUCCCCGAUUGUUGAGAUCGGGUUCUUCCAGAGACAACAAGCAACCAUGGAUGAGAAAGGAAUCAACGUUGGCGGCGUCAUGGUAUCCCAGGAACAUGUCGCCGUAACCGAGGGCACCGGCGCGGCGACGAGUUCACCCCGUGCAAAGGCUAAGGUGGUUCACAAUGCCGAGCUCUACGCGGCUAUUCAGGAGACCAAGAUCGACUACAAGAGCAGAAACUCCUUACACCUCUAUUUCGCGGUCCUUGUUGCGUUUUGUUGCGCCUGUGCCAACGGUUAUGAUGGGUCACUCCUUACCGGCAUUGUCGCCAUGAGCCAUUUCCAAGAUACCUUUCACAGCGGAAAAACUGGCACCAUCGUCGCUAUCAUGUUUUCUCUUUACACGGUUGGCGCGAUGGUCGGCAGUCCCUUCGGCGCGAUGCUGUCCGACAAAUAUGGCCGCAGGGCAGGCAUGUUCUGUGGCUGCUCAAUCAUUAUCGUCGGCAUGAUUAUUGCGUCAACAGCCUUUACGAUCGCGCAGUUUGUCGUCGGUCGUUUCGUGCUCGGCUUUGGCAUUUCCAUUGUAACCGUUGCCGCCCCGGCUUACUCCGUUGAGAUCCCGCCUCCGCAUUGGCGCGGUCGAUCUACCGGCUUUUAUAACUGUGGUUGGUUUGGAGGUGCUAUUCCUGCUGCUGCUGUAGUUUACGGCUGCAACAAAAUAGACAACGACUACUCCUGGAGAAUCCCAUUGAUCGUGCAAGCGUUCGCCUGUAUUUUCGUUCUAUUUGGCGUCUGGUUCAUUCCCGAGUCGCCUCGGUUCCUCAUGGCGAAUGGCCGUGAGGAAGAGGCCAUUGAUUUCUUAGCCAAGUACCAUGGUAACGGCGACCGUAAUUCCAAGCUCGUUCAGCUCGAGAUUGAGGAGAUGAAGGAAGGUAUUCGGCAGGACGGUAUCGACAAGAGGCCUUUGGAUUACCGCCCCUUCCUCUUCAGCCAUAGCGGCCGCUGGCGAAUUCUUCAGGUUUUGAUGAUCUCCAUCUUCGGUCAAUUUUCCGGCAACGGACUGGGCUACUUCAACACAACCAUCUUCGAGAUCAUUGGUGUUUCGUCUAUAGAGCAACAAUUGGCAUACAACUUGCUUAACUCUGUUCUCUCCGCAGUUGGCGCCUUGACCGCUGUCGCUUACACUGAUACCAUGCCUCGACGAAAAGUGCUAAUUAUUGGAACAUUAGCUUGCGUUGCAGCCCUAGCUACCAACUCCGGUCUUUCUGCUGCUCUCGAGGCCCAAGGAGAACACAUCCAAGACUCUUAUGCUAAGGGAGCUUUGGCAUCUUACUUCCUAUUCAACAUCGUAUUUUCCUUCACCUACACCCCUCUUCAGGGUGUCAUUCCUACAGAAGCCCUGGAAACUACUACGCGAGCAAAGGGCCUUGCCUUCUCCAGUGUCAUCGUCUACGCCAUGGGGUUCAUAAAUCAGUUUGCUGGUCCUAUUGCCCUAGGAAACAUCGGGUACAAGUACAUCUAUGUAUUCGUUGGAUGGGACCUAGUUGAAACGGUGCUCUGGUACUUCUUUGGUGUCGAGUCCCAGGGCCGUACACUUGAGCAGCUCGAAUGGGUCUAUAACCAACCUAACCCUGUCAAGGCAUCCCUCAAAGUUGAUAGAGUCAUCGUUGAGGCAGAUGGCAGAGUUAAGGAGAAGGUCGUAACGAGUCAGGCUUAGAUAUCACAUACUAUGUUGGCUGAUAGACAUUAAGGGUUAUAGAAAUCUUUGUCUGGUUUAUCAUAGUUAGCUUCAUAUCUCAUGCGGCAUA
This is a messenger RNA of Annulohypoxylon truncatum, 2195 nucleotides long. RefSeq names its product general substrate transporter. Gene Ontology annotation, molecular function: carbohydrate:proton symporter activity. Bases 455 to 2104 code for a protein of 549 amino acids. Gene Ontology annotation, biological process: transmembrane transport; carbohydrate transport. The record is from RefSeq and is a predicted model, not a curated record. NCBI's taxonomy places the organism in Eukaryota, Fungi, Ascomycota, Sordariomycetes, Xylariales, Hypoxylaceae. Gene Ontology annotation, cellular component: membrane. The transcript has 10 exons.